Messenger RNA from Rhinolophus ferrumequinum (greater horseshoe bat), 3010 nucleotides. RefSeq names its product phosphodiesterase 6B (gene PDE6B). Gene Ontology annotation, cellular component: photoreceptor outer segment membrane. NCBI's taxonomy places the organism in Eukaryota, Metazoa, Chordata, Mammalia, Chiroptera, Rhinolophidae. The coding region runs from base 78 to 2636 and encodes 852 amino acids. The transcript has 22 exons. The record is from RefSeq and is a predicted model, not a curated record. Gene Ontology annotation, biological process: retina development in camera-type eye; signal transduction. Gene Ontology annotation, molecular function: 3',5'-cyclic-nucleotide phosphodiesterase activity; protein binding.
UUGCUGAUGACAGUGUUUGCUGGCCGUCCAGCUGCGCUGGGGACUGGCCGCGUUUCCAGGACCUGCAGCCAGACACCAUGAGCCUCAGCGAGGACCAGGUGCAGCGGUUCCUGGACCGGAACCCCGGCUUUGCGGACCGGUACUUUGGGAAGAAGCUGAGCCCGGAGAACGUGGCGAGGACUUGUGCAGACGGGCUGCUGGGGGACUGCGCCAGCUUCCGUGAGCUGUGCCAGGUGGAGGAGGCGGCGGCGCUGUUCGCAAUGGUGCAGGACAUGCAGGAGAGUGUGAACAUGGAGCGCGUGUUGUUCAGGGUCCUGCAGCGGCUGGGCGCCCUGCUGCAGGCCGACUGCUGCAGCCUCUUCCUGCACCGCCAGCGCAAUGGUGUGGCCGAGCUGGCCACGCGCCUCUUCAGCGUGCAGCCGCACAGCGUCCUGGAGGACUGCCUGGUGCCCCCUGACUCCGAGAUCGUCUUCCCGCUGGACAUCGGGAUCGUGGGCCACGUGGCUCAGACCAAGACAAUGGUGAACAUCAAGGACGUGACCCAGAGCUCCCACUUCAGCUCCUUCGCUGACCAGCUGACUGGCUACGUGACGAGGAACAUCCUGGCCACACCCAUCAUGAACGGCAAAGACGUCGUGGCAGUGGUCAUGGCUGUGAACAAGCUGGACGGCCCGUGUUUCACAAGUGAAGAUGCAGAUGUUUUCUUGAAGUACCUGAACUUUGGCACCUUGAACCUGAAGAUAUACCACUUGAGCUAUCUGCACAGCUGCGAAACGCGCCGCGGCCAGGUGCUGCUGUGGUCAGCCAACAAGGUGUUUGAGGAGCUGACAGACAUCGAGAGGCAGUUCCACAAGGCUUUCUACACGGUGCGUGCUUAUCUGAACUGUGACCGGUACUCGGUGGGCCUCCUGGACAUGACCAAGGAGAAGGAGUUCUUUGACGUGUGGCCGGUUCUGAUGGGAGAGGCCCAGCCGUACUCAGGCCCUCGCACCCCUGACGGCCGUGAGAUUCUCUUCUACAAAGUCAUCGACUACAUCCUCCACGGCAAGGAAGACAUCAAGGUCAUCCCCACACCCCCGGCGGAUCACUGGGCGCUGGCCAGCGGCCUUCCAACCUACGUGGCAGAAAAUGGCUUGAUCUGUAACAUUAUGAAUGCCCCCGCUGAUGAAAUGUUCAAAUUUCAGGAAGGCCCUCUGGACGACUCUGGGUGGGUCAUCAAGAACGUCCUCUCCAUGCCCAUCGUCAACAAAAAGGAGGAGAUUGUGGGGGUUGCCACGUUUUACAACAGGAAAGAUGGGAAGCCUUUUGAUGAGCAGGAUGAAGUCCUCAUGGAGUCCCUCACACAGUUCCUGGGCUGGUCAGUGCUGAACUCUGACACCCACGACAAGAUGAACAAGCUGGAGAACCGCAAGGACAUCGCCCAGAACAUGGUGCUGUACCACGUGAGAUGUGACAAGGACGAGAUCCAGCUGAUCCUGCCAACAAGAGAACGCCUGGGGAAGGAGCCUGCGGACUGUGAGGAAGACGAGCUGGGGGAAAUCCUGAAGGAAAUGCUGCCAGGACCCACCAAGUUUGACAUCUAUGAGUUCCACUUCUCUGAUCUGGAGUGCACAGAGCUGGAGCUGGUCAAGUGCGGCGUCCAGAUGUAUUAUGAGCUGGGCGUGGUCCGAAAGUUCCAGAUCCCCCAGGAGGUCCUGGUGCGGUUCCUGUUCUCCGUGAGCAAAGGGUACCGGAGGGUCACCUACCACAACUGGCGCCACGGCUUCAAUGUGGCCCAGACCAUGUUCACGCUGCUCAUGACCGGCAAACUGAAGAGCUACUACACGGACCUGGAGGCCUUCGCCAUGGUGACGGCCGGCCUGUGCCAUGACAUCGACCACCGCGGCACCAACAACCUGUACCAGAUGAAGUCCCAGAACCCCUUAGCCAAGCUGCACGGCUCCUCGAUUCUGGAACGACAUCACCUGGAGUUCGGCAAGUUCCUGCUGGCCGAGGAGACCCUGAACAUCUACCAGAACCUGAACCGGCGGCAGCAUGAGCACGUGAUCCACCUCAUGGACAUCGCCAUCGUCGCCACCGACCUGGCGCUCUACUUCAAGAAGAGGACGAUGUUCCAGAAGAUUGUGGACGAGUCCAAGAAGUACGAGGACAGGAAGAGCUGGGUGGAGUACCUGUCCCUGGAGACGACGCGGAAGGAGAUAGUCAUGGCCAUGAUGAUGACAGCAUGCGACCUGUCUGCCAUCACCAAGCCCUGGGAAGUCCAGAGCAAGGUCGCUCUGCUGGUGGCAGCUGAGUUCUGGGAACAAGGUGACUUGGAAAGGACAGUGCUGGAUCAGCAGCCCAUUCCCAUGAUGGACCGGAACAAGGCGGCCGAGCUCCCCAAACUGCAGGUCGGCUUCAUCGACUUCGUGUGCACGUUCGUGUACAAGGAGUUUUCCCGGUUCCAUGAGGAGAUCCUGCCCAUGUUCGACCGACUGCAGAACAACCGGAAGGAGUGGCAGGCCCUGGCAGACGCACACGAGGAGGUGAAGGCCCUGGGGCAGCAGCAGCAGCAGGAGACGGCGGCCAAGAAAGUGGGCACAGAAGUUUGCAAUGGUGGCCCAGCACCCAAGUCUUCCACCUGCUGCAUCCUGUGAGCCGGCCACUGGGGCCUGAUGGCUCCCUCACCUCACGCCCGCUCAGACUCUGCCUCUAAGCAUUUGCUACAAGAGGUUAAGGAAGGCUGACAAAGUGACUGAAGACAGUUUUGGAUACUUUCAAUUUUUUUUUUUUUUAAGGUUUGUGGUUUCAUAAACUAAAGCCAACUACAAGUAACUUCAAAAGUACCCUACCUUACACUUCCUCUUCUCCAUCUUUGGACACAGAGUAAUCCACCGAGACUGUGAAGUCUGCGAAUUGGCUAAAAGCACUGGGCGAGAAGGUUCAGUGCACAAGGGAAGACGGGUAGGCAUGGCUUCCUCCCAUCUGGGUUAGGAUAAAACAUGACCAGAAACUUAGACAAAAAUAAAGA